This is a messenger RNA of Lucilia sericata (common green bottle fly), 3399 nucleotides long. RefSeq lists its product as uncharacterized. Gene Ontology annotation, biological process: intraciliary transport. NCBI's taxonomy places the organism in Eukaryota, Metazoa, Arthropoda, Insecta, Diptera, Calliphoridae. The transcript has 3 exons. Gene Ontology annotation, cellular component: cytoplasmic dynein complex. Gene Ontology annotation, molecular function: dynein light chain binding; dynein heavy chain binding. The coding region runs from base 1 to 3399 and encodes 1132 amino acids. The record is from RefSeq and is a predicted model, not a curated record.
AUGUCGGAUACUAAAGUAUUACGAUCUGAUGUGGCAGCUAACAAAAAAGCUCUCGUAAAAAAACCAACUACAUCAAGUACUUUAAAAACAUCAGCUCAGUUAAAAGACAGCAAACCGACAGCUAGCGAGGAAAAGGAAAGAAGCAAAACAAAAAUAACAAACGUUGCCAGCAGCACCACAUCAAACAAAGCUAAAGUGGCAGUUAAUAAAAUACAACCACCAAGAAAAACAGCAGGAAAUUUACCAACAAAAGCCUUGGCAUCGCGAAAGGUCAGUUCAAUUUCACAACAAAAAGAUUUACCAUUACGUGCCAAACACUUGACGACCUCAAAGGACAUAAAAGAAAUCAGUAAAAGUUAUACAUCACCUAAAACAAGCAUAGAAAAAAUAGAUAAAAAACCUGUUAAUAAAAAACCAAAUGCAGUUUUAGAUACUCCCCAUAAUGUUACUGUAGUCUCACCUCCACCCAAAAGGAAGAGUAUCGAAAAUGUUGAGACUGAACCAAGCUUCAAUAAAUCAAAAAGCAGCAACAUCAAGUUAACCCGAAAAGGAAGUAGAACUUUAGCUCCCGAUGAAAUCGUUGUAUUAAAAAGAGAAUCGGCUAAAAAGAGAAUUGAGGAGCAAAUUCGAAAAGAAAAUAUAAAAACCGAGCAAUCCGUAGAGACUGUUGUAAAAGAACCGGUAGCUUUUGAAGUAAAAUUUGAAGAAAAAGAAAAUGUCACAAGAGAGAGGUCAAGAUCUCGUGUGAAAACAAAUACUACCCAUAUAAUAGACAAAAACGAUGAAGAACCUCAAUAUUCAGAUGACUUUGAAUCCUAUGAAUCGGAUUUUGAAUCUUCUACACACUCUUUGGUCUCAUCAGAACCAUCAAGCGUGGAAAGUGAAGAUGUAUCAAAUUCCACUGAUAAUGAAUCUGAUGAAAUAGAACAUCAAGAAGAUUCUCUAAAAAAUUUAACUACAGAUGAAAGUGAAGACGAAGAUGAUGAUUCAGAAGUGACCCAAAAUCCCAUAACAGUUAUUCAGCGAGACAAAGAGCGAAAAUUAGAUUCCGGACACUAUGACAUGAAUUCUCGCAAAACGAUUGAUCCCAAAUCAUUGGAUAUUUCUGCGCAAUCUACACAGCCUAUAACAGAUAGCUUGGAAGCAUUUAGUUUAGGUUUGUCGGAACAGCUCGAUUCUGGUAUAUCGACAUAUGCAACUUCAAUUGUUGCAGCUUACAGCGAUGCAAAUGUAGAAGUUAUAUACGGAGGUUAUAAAAACUUUAAUAUCAAACCCAUUAUAAAUCAAAGAGGCUCCGAUCUGAUGUCAAAAAUUCAAUUCGAUGUCUUAAGUUUUACGUUGCUUGAUCUGAAACCGAUUUCUUAUGACAUAUUUAUGCAAAUCUUUGGCAAACUUAAUACAAAUCAAAAUUUCACACAAACACAGGGUAAUCUAAUGAAUGUUGAACAACAGACAGACUUGCAGGAAACUCGUUCUAUAUGGACGCAACAUCCACCUCAAUAUGAUUUAAAAAUCAUUAAAACUUUCGAUAAAACCGGUAUAUACAGUCAGAAUUGUUGUGGCGAAUCGAUUGAUGAAUUUCAAAACCAUUUAUUGCCAGAAUGUGAACUGGAGCAAAGUUUAGAUAUGUUAAAGCAACUUAAUAGUCAAAGUUCUAAACGAACGUACCAAAAUUAUCAAAAACGACAAAGAAAACCCGUAAACUAUGAACAUUUAAAUUCAUUCCUUUUGCGAUCGUCUCUUGUUAUAGAUCAAAUACUGGGCUCCUCAAAUAACACCACUAUCAACAAACCAAAACCGAAUUCUCCUUAUGAAAAUGACCAGGUUUUAUCGCGUGUGUCUGAAAAAUGUUUUUACAUAGAUUCAAAUUUCCUCAAUACUUUACAAGUUGUAAAAAUAUUCUCUAACAAUAAAUAUAAUUUACUUAUAACGGUGCAUGAAUCAUUACCCGAUACUAAUGUGUACAGCUCUGACUUUACGAACCUUCUGAUGGUGUGGUGCACCAACACCUGUGAUAAGCCGUUACGUCUUUUAACAACUUGGAGUCAGGUUUCGAAGGUGGAAAUAUCUAAUGAUUCGUCGGAUAUAAUUGUUGCCGCUUUAAGAGAUGGUUCCAUAGCUUUAUGGGAUUUGAGAGAAACGCACUCAUUUUGUUCUAAACUCGAUGGGUAUUUAACACAAUUUGCCGCCACACAAUCACUAGUACCUUCUUGGAGUGGAAUUAAGGAUAAGACCACCUUAGUAAUGGACUUGGGGGCAUGUUUAGAUGUAAAAAGCUUCAGAAGCCAGUCUAAUAACAUGUUAGCUCAAAGAACAUUCCCAAAAACACAGUUUAUUUCUCUUCAUGAUUCCGGAUUUGUCACAGUUUGGACUUUAGUGGAAACGUCGGAAACACCUAUCAAUUUUUCACAAAUGAAAAAAUAUGAAAAACCCAAAAAUUCUUCAAAAAUGUCUCAAACAUUUGAAUUUACUUCUCCGUGGGCCCGAGUAAAACUUAUGCAAAGUACUAUAGUUAAUAUCAAAGAUUAUUUGGAAACGAAAUCUCAUCAGAUUCAAUCUCGAUUUGACAAAACCAAAGCAUUCUUUCAAAAGGAUAUUUACAGUGACGAGGCAUUAAAAGAGCUCAAUGAAUGCAAUGCAGGUGUAGGACAGCAAGGUCUACGAUUUACAAGCUUAGAAUGUGGUUCAGAAAACGUAUUUAUCUGCACAAAUCGAAAUUAUAUAUUAAUUUGUUCAAAGGCACUUAAAAUGGACAAACUACAACGAAUUGUGAUAAAUGAAAGUCGUUUCUUAUUUCCAACAGCUUUAAAAGUGCUGAGUAAUGAGCACUUCUUAGCGGUGGGACUUUCUAAUGGAGCAGUCAUGAUUUUAAACUGCCAAUCGAAUAAAAUUAUGCAUAAUAACAAAUCAGCUAAAACAUCAAAUUUAACUGAAUCUAUACCUCCCAGCAGAGACCUAAUGUCGGAUAUAAAUCCCAUAACGGGAAAAUCUUGUGCCAUACAGAAUAUACUAUUGAAUGUGCAAAAAUCAUACGAAGAUAUGGACUUUGAUCCAGUUUAUCGCCCGAACACUGCAGCAUGUAUAGCAUUAAUUGACAGCAAUCAAAAACCAUUUGAGUUAAGAAUAUUUGAUCAACAAAUCAUUAUGAACGGAUCAGUUUUAAGAAAGAACCUUAUUAAAUCCUUAGAAUUAUCCUCAGAUGGAUGGCGUUUAUUUGCCCUGACAAAUGGACACAUAAGGAUUUAUGACUUUUAUUUAGAUCAAGAAAUAGACUAUCAAGAAGCCCAAGAAACAGGCAAAAUUAUUGAUAUUGCAACUGCUAAAUGCGGUUGCAAGGAAAAUAAUUUAAUGAUUCUAAAGCCAAACACAGAGGUCGAAGUUCAUAUUUUAAACAAAUAA